AAUGACGAAUAUUGAGUAGAAAAGUGCUUUUUUUAUCAAUUCAUUAUUGGUGGGCAUGAUUUUAGUGGGUACAUUCAAUACUUUAGUCUAUAAGUAUUAAAAUACAACAGUAAUUGAGGGAGUAACAUUUAUACAUCCUUAUAUGCAAGUAUUAUUAAUAUUAAAUAAUAGGCUUUAUGUAUGUUUGUAGGGGAAGCAACUUGUUUAAUUUUCUACUUUGCAUUUUAAAUGAAAGCUGAGAAAGAUCCAAAUAAAGAAGAUGGUGGAUUUAAGAUAUUGUCAAUACCAGCAUUAUUUGAUGGGAUUACAUCAUCUUUGCAACAUGUCGCCUUAAAUUUCAUUCCAUCAUCUAUUUAUUAAAUGUUGAGAGGAGGAGUAUGAUUAUAAACAUCUAGCUUAUGAUAGUGACAGCCGCAUUUUCAAAAUUUGUACUAAAGAAAAAAUUGUCAAAUUAGCAAUAAUUUGGAAUUCUUUUGGCCAUACUAGGUAUAUUCAUUGUAGGAUUGUCAAAUUUUCUAUUUAGAAAAGCAAAAACUGAUGAUUUCAGUUGGGAGAUUAAAUUGAUAUCAAUAGCUUUAAUCAUAGUUUCUCUUUUCACUUAAGCAGCUUAAUACAUAUUUGAAGAAAAACUAUUUAAAUAAUAUAAUUAUCAUGUAUUUUAUGUUGUGGGUGUUGAAGGAAUGUGGGGAUUAUUAUAUUUCGGUAUUGUGAUGCCCAUACUCAAUUUUAUACCAUGCAAUUUUAAAGAAGGAUGUGUAUUUAGAAAGGGUUAGGGAUAUUGGGAAUGUACAGAUGUAUUUUUCCAAUAAUUAGGAGCAGAUGUAUGGUUGACAGUAUCUGUCGUUAUGGGUAUCUUUAGCAUAGCACUUUUUAACAUCUUCGGUGUUAAUGUCACUAAAUAUGUUUCUGCUUUAACUCGUACUGUUGUUGAUACUAUCAGAACAAUUUUGAUUUGGGGGAUUGGUCUAAUAGUCACUGCUACAACUUCUAGAGUAUGGGAAAAUACGUCAAAGUGGGCUAAUUUGAUUGAAUUGAUAGGCUUUGUUUUAUUGGUCUUUGGUAAUUUGAUAUACAAGGAAAUGUUAAAAGUUAGAUUUCUUUAAAAUAAAAAGCAAGUCUUAAUAGAGGAAUAAUGA
Messenger RNA from Paramecium pentaurelia, 1136 nucleotides. NCBI's taxonomy places the organism in Eukaryota, Ciliophora, Oligohymenophorea, Peniculida, Parameciidae. The record is from the annotation of a GenBank genome assembly.